This is a messenger RNA of Lottia gigantea (owl limpet), 1527 nucleotides long. RefSeq lists its product as hypothetical. The coding region runs from base 1 to 1527 and encodes 508 amino acids. Gene Ontology annotation, molecular function: ATP hydrolysis activity; ATP binding. NCBI's taxonomy places the organism in Eukaryota, Metazoa, Mollusca, Gastropoda, Lottiidae. The transcript has 15 exons. Gene Ontology annotation, cellular component: microtubule cytoskeleton. The record is from RefSeq and is a predicted model, not a curated record.
AUGACAAAUGAAUCCAAAAAGCCAAAUUCACCCGGUCCAAGUGAUCCAGCAUUUUCCCUACAAAAACAUCAUCACCGGAAAGCUUUUGAAUACAUUUCUAAAGCUUUGAAAAUAGAUGAAGAAACACCAGGUAAAAAGAGUCAUGCUGCAGCUAUUGAGUUUUAUAAAAGAGGUAUUAUAGAGUUAGAGAAGGGUAUAGCUGUUAUAGUCCCUGGUCAAGGUGAUUCUGUAGAGAGAGCAAAAAGACUCAAAGAUAAAAUGUUAACUAAUUUAGUCAUGGCAAAAGAUAGGCUGGAAUAUUUGGGUAUUGUUAUAUGUUGUAUUAUUUUGUUAACAGAGAAACAAUUACGAGAAUUCAAUGAUAGGGUGGCAGAAGCUGAAACCACAGACACUGGCCAAGGCCAACAACCUUGCUCCAGUACGACUGAUACACAUAUCAGACAACGCAAUAUAGCCGUCCACAAGAGUAGUACGUUACCAAAAAACCAUCGUUCAUUUGGUGCUGCUGGUAGUAGUAAUAAUAGUACUUCCCCACGACAUACUAGUACCUAUAGUCAACGUAAACUUUCUCAGCCAGAAGUAAGUAAUGUAAAGAGUAAAAGAAAUAUAUCUCUAUCUGGUUUAAAGAAUAUAGAUAAAAAAUUAGUUAAUACUAUAUUGAAUGAAGUUGUUGAUCAGGGACCAACUGUCAGUUUUAAAGAUAUCGCUGGACAGGAAAUAGCUAAACAAGCUUUACAAGAAAUAGUUAUAUUACCAGCUCUUAGACCAGAGUUAUUUACUGGUUUAAGAGCUCCAGCUAGAGGCUUGUUAUUAUUUGGUCCACCAGGAAAUGGUAAAACUAUGUUGGCUAAAGCUGUGGCUAAUGAAUCCAAUGCUGUAUUUUUUAAUAUAAGUGCUUCAAGUUUAACUUCUAAAUGGGUGGGUGAAGGUGAGAAGUUAGUUCGUGCUUUAUUCUCUGCUGCUAGAGAACUUCAACCAGCUGUUAUAUUUAUGGAUGAAAUCGACUCGUUACUUUGUGAAAGAAGAGAAGGGGAAAAUGAUGCUAGUCGAAGAUUAAAAACUGAAUUUUUAGUGCAAUUUGAUGGGGUAAAUAGUGAAGCAGAAGAUAAAAUAUUAGUUAUGGGAGCAACAAAUAGACCUCAGGAAUUAGAUGAUGCUGUCUUGAGACGAUUUGCAAAAAGAGUAUAUGUAGCUAUGCCUAAUGUUGAUACUAGACGUAAGAUGUUAGCUAAUCUAUUAGUUAAACAUGAUAAUCCUUUAACAUCUAGAGAACUAGAUAAACUUUCUAGGUUAUUAGGGAAAAACAAUAAUUCCAAAGUAUAUUACUCUCAAAAGCACUGGAAAUGGCAUCAGAAUAUUUUCUACCCAACGCUUUCUAUCCUCAAUUACCUUCAAUUUCAGGUUCGUAAUAUGCAGAUGUCUGAUUUUACGGAAGCUUUGAGAAGAAUAAGAAUAAGUGUUCCCCCCGAUUCCUUACUGAAAUUUGAAAAAUGGAAUGAAGAAUAUGGUGAUGUUACGAGGUCUUGA